Rhododendron vialii is the source of this 1858-nucleotide messenger RNA. RefSeq names its product protein ECERIFERUM 26-like. The coding region runs from base 95 to 1396 and encodes 433 amino acids. The transcript is spliced from 2 exons. NCBI's taxonomy places the organism in Eukaryota, Viridiplantae, Streptophyta, Magnoliopsida, Ericales, Ericaceae. Gene Ontology annotation, molecular function: acyltransferase activity, transferring groups other than amino-acyl groups. The record is from RefSeq and is a predicted model, not a curated record.
CCAGUGACCCCAUAAUCUACCCCACAAUAUCCACGAAGGACUUCUCUCACUCCCAUCAACCUUUCGCCACAACCCCAAACUCUCUCUCUCCACCAUGGCGUCCACCAAAGAAGAAACCCUAGUCUACGACAUACACAUCUCCUCGGUCGGGCCGGGCCAGGUCACCGGGGAACACGUGGUCCACGAGCCAACAAACAUGGACCUAGCCAUGAAGCUCCACUACCUCAAAACGGUUUACUACUUCAGGAGCCAAGCAGUUGAUGGGCUGACCACAUUGGACAUCAAGGAGCCCAUGAUCACGUGGCUCAACCAGUUCUACCCUGCCUGCGGCCGGUUCCGGAGGGCUGACUCGGGCCGGGCCUACGUCAAGUGCAAUGACUGCGGGGUCAGGUUCGGUGAGGCCCGGUGUGGGAAAAGCCUUGAUGAGUGGAUAAAGAUGGUGGAGGAGGAGGUUUCUAUCGAGAGGUUGCUCGCGCCUAAUCAAGUUAUUGGGCCUGAGUUGCCUUUCUCUCCACUAGUUUUCUUGCAGUUAACAAAGUUCAGAUGUGGUGGAGUGUCAGUGGGCCUAUGCUGGGCCCAUGUUCUUGGAGAUCCAUUUUCAGCCGCAGAUUUCAUGAACGCAUGGGGCCAAGUCAUGAAGGCCCAAAAGUCAGCCCAACCCCUCAAACAAGGCCGAACACCAACCAAGCCCGAAACUUACCCGAGCCCGCCCACACCAUUCAAAGAUCCGAUUUCUGUCAAACGGGUCGGGCCAGUUGGAGACCAUUGGAUGAGUCCCAAUAACUGCAAAAUGGAAACAUUUUCCCUAAAUCUUGCUACCAAACAGAUGAAUCACUUGCAGUCUAAGGUAUCCGGCCUAGUUGGAAUUAAUCCAAGUCCAGUGUUUGAGUCCAUAUGUGCCCUAAUUUGGAAAGCUGUUGCCAAAAUUAGAAAUGGGCCUGAGCCCAAGGUAGUGACAAUAUGCAAAAACAAUUCCCACGAUCCGCGCGAAAAGGGUAUUUUGGGCAAUGGACAAGUUAUAAGCGUUGUUAGGGCCGAAUUUUCGGUACUCGAGGCUAAUCCAAAGGAACUCGCGUGGUUGGUAGUUGAUCGAGCCGAGGACGAACGGAGCAGGAUCGGAGAAGCAAUGGAAAGAGAGAACGGAUUGUCCGAUUUCAUAGUUUACGGAGCGAAUUUGACUUUUUUGGACUUGGAGGGUGCUAAUCCGUAUGAUCUAGAGUUCAAUGGGCAGAAGCCCAUUUAUGUGGGCUACGACGUCGAUGGGAUUGGGGAGGGAGGGGCUGUUUUGGUAAUUCCAGGGCCCAAGAAUGCUACCAAGGUUGUGACCCUAAUAAUGCCAGAGAGUGAAGUGUUGGAGCUUAAAUCUGAGUUGAAAAGGGAGUUUUCAAUUGCUUGAGUGACUGAAAUAUUGGUCGGACCAGUAAUUGUGUGCUGUGAUCAUGAAUUUCCUAAUGUCCUUAACGUAGGUCUUGUUUGGAUUGUUGCUAUUUUUACUAGCUUUUACAAUUCAGCUUAUACACUAGCUUUAUUUCCAAUGAAAAGAGCAGGUUUCUAGCUCUUCUUUUCCCCCCGGUGUGUCAAACAACCCCUAUGCUUUUAUUAGGCAAUGGAGGGCCAGAUCAAACUUGCCUAUGCUAUAUAUGCAGCUUCAGCUGCCAUGGUGGAAACUAGAGCAUAUUUGCAUUUAUUAGACAGAUUGUGUGCUUUUCCAUUCAAGGGCUAAAAAAUCCACAGGUUGCCAUUUUUAGCUUGCAAACAGCUCUUCUCGAUUUUUGUUAUUUGUGCUCUCAUUUCAAUUAUGUAGAAGUUAGUAUUAAAGUUCCUAGUCGGACUGUUAAAGCUACUCAUAACAUUGCUC